This is a messenger RNA of Microplitis mediator, 1776 nucleotides long. RefSeq lists its product as uncharacterized. NCBI's taxonomy places the organism in Eukaryota, Metazoa, Arthropoda, Insecta, Hymenoptera, Braconidae. The transcript is spliced from 2 exons. Bases 1 to 1776 code for a protein of 591 amino acids. The record is from RefSeq and is a predicted model, not a curated record.
AUGUUGACAAGACAACGGGCAAGGUGGUUAGCUGCCGAGGAAAAAAAAGAAGAAACAUUAGUUUUUAGAGAGGAAAAUUCAAAUGAUUUCUCAGAUGACGAAAUUUUGCCAUCAUCAAUUGAGAACGCUGACAAUGAUGAUGAUGAUGAUAAUUUUUCCGGUGGUAAUGGCAAUAAUAAAAAGUAUGAUGGAAACAAUAACAACGAAUCACUUGAAGCCAUCUCUGGACCCAAUGAAUCAUCUUAUUUAGGUAAAGACCGUACAACGGUAUGGAGUAAAACAGAACCACCAGCAUCAAAAACUCUGCUAAAAAAUAUUUUGACUGAGGUUGCUGGAGUUAAAGGACCAGCAAAGAAUGCGAAAUCACCAUUAGAAGCUUGGGAGCUUUUUUUUGAUUCUUCUGUUAUUAAAAAAAUAACACUGUUCACGAAUCAAAGACUAGAAAUACUCCAAAAGAGUUUUACACGUCCAAGAGAUUGUCCUUUGACAGAUGACGAAGAAAUUAGAGCUUUUCUAGGGCUAUUAUAUCUAUCUGGAAGCUUGAAGCUAUCACAUACGGAUACUAAUGACAUUUGGGCUACGGAUGGUUCAGCCCCAAUUUAUUUUAGGAGUGUAAUGAGCGAGAAUCGAUUCUGCACGCUGCAAAGAGCUCUUCGUUUCGAUGACGUCAAUACUAGAAAAGAAAGAGUGACGUGUGAUAAGCUCGCACCAAUUAGAGAGUUGGUAGAUGACAUGUCUCGGAAGUUUUUAGAUAUGUACAGUGUAGGUGAAUGCGUAACAAUUGACGAGAUGGUGUUUGGCUUUAAAGGUAAAUGCGGAUUUAAACAAUAUUUACCAAUGAAACCACAAUCUUAUGGGCCAAAAGCUUUUGCACUAGUAGAUUCUGAUACUUUUUACACUUCUGCGAUUGAAAUAUAUACUGGAAAACAGCAACCAGGACCGUUUUUCAUCGAUAAUAAACCAGCGACAGUAGUUAAACGUAUCUCAGCGUCAAUUCUCGGUACUGGGCGAAAUAUUACCAUGGUCAAUUGGUUUAGUUCCAUUGGCGUAAUAGAUGAACUCCAGAAAGAACAUCGUACUACAGUUGUUGCAACUAUUAAGAAAAAUAAGAGAGAACUACCACCUGAAUUCGUUAAUCCUAAGAAACGUUCUGUUAACUCAUCAUUAAUUGGGUAUAAUGAAGGAAAAGUGUUAGUUUCUUACGUUCCUAAAAAAGGCAAAUGUGUCGUUGUAGUAUCAUCUAUGCAUCAGUCUGGUACUAUUGAUGUAAAUACAGGUGAUCAACAAAAACCAGAAAUAAUAACUUUUUAUAACCGUACAAAGGGAGGUGUUGAUACUGUUGAUCAGUUGAGAGGAAGCUACUCUGUUGCUAGAUGUUCUAACAGAUGGCCUUUAACCCUGUUUUAUGACAUCUUAGAUAUUGUAGGCAUCAAUUCACAAAUUAUUUACUCUGAAAACACUAAUUAUACCAUGCCACGGAAAAAGUAUUUAAAAUGUUUAGCAACAGAAUUAACGAAGCCAUGGAUGAUAAGGCGCUUAAAGAUUCCAAGUCUAAGUGCUGAGUUGAGAAGUUCAAUAAUUAAUUGCGCUGGUAUUAAGACUACAAAGACUCAUAAUUAUUUAGAAUCCGAUAGGAAAAGAUGUGCUUUCUGUCCAAGUAAGAAGAAUCGUAAAACAUCAACUGUCUGUUGUCACUGUUCUAGUCGAAUUUGUGGAGAACAUACUCGUGCAAUAUGCAAACAAUGCUUUAAUCUGGACAAUACACUCGAAAAUUGA